Molecule: messenger RNA, 1253 nt
Organism: Radiomyces spectabilis
Lineage: Eukaryota; Fungi; Mucoromycota; Mucoromycetes; Mucorales; Radiomycetaceae
Exons: 1
Coding region: 244-798 (184 amino acids)
Molecular function (GO): DNA binding
Source: RefSeq, a predicted model, not a curated record
CACUCUUGACGGUUACGGCUUUUUUGAGCUUGAAGCUAAAAUGAUUGGGGGAAAAUUUCUCGCUUGAGAUCAGCUACGCAGGCAUGGGCGCUGGAAUACGCAGAACAUGGAAGCCUGUUACCUGACGUCCCUUCCACGAGAAUCGGUUAGAAUUAUCAUGGUUUCUCUGGGGCGAAAGGCCAGUAUUGGUUUCCUCGUGCGACGGUCACUCCGUCAGAAAACCUCCAAAAGAAGGUGUUUCCGAUGGUGGAUCGCGUACUGGCUGAUGUGCAGAUCGGAGCAGUUUGUGAAAAUUCUCUUUGUGCUCAGGCAUUCUUGCAGCUGCUGAAGAUCAUGCGUAUGAUGCUCUUGCAAGAUGCGGUCAUGUUUCCCAUUGACCAAUGCAAUAUUGCUUUUUUCAGCCACGAACUGUUCCAAGAUCCCGAGUUAUUGGCGGUUUUACAUUUCCUCGCCAAGAUAUCGAUGGUCAGGCCUUCAAAACGCCAAGGCAAUUCCAGCGAUCUGACGAAAAAACGGAACAUUACCUCGAGACGGUCUCCGGUUGCUAACUCUCGGAUUAUGCUCCAGAAUUUGGCUGCCAUUCACUAUAUACGCAGAACGGAGCCGAAAAUCGCCAGCCUAAGAUCGCCGCAAGUCAUUGUGGAAAGUGAUGACCCAGCCUCGCCGGAGCUUUGGGGGCCUUUCUCCUUGAUAACCGAGUCGGUAGGGUCAUUCGGCACUCAAAAGCCGUUGGAAUGGUUCAUGCGAACCGAUUUGGAGCCCCGGAUAUCCGCAUUGACCCUGCUGAAUGCGUUGUGAAAGCAGCUAAAUGCUGGAUCAAUGGCCAGAUUUGGAGAAGUGCUUUCCGCCGUUGCGAAGAUGUGACCCAUAAUUUCUUUGUUUUUUCUCGCUUGACGUGGCUACCAACAGGAGAUUCGGACAGCCGAUGGAUGUUGCAGCAAUCAUCUAUUUUAGAUCCAUUUGUAUUUCUUUCGCCAUGCCUUCGAAGGUGUCCCGACGCUGCUGGCAGCCGUCCUGAUCGUGAGGACCAACGAGGGCCCUUUUGACCAUACAAGACUUCGUCUGCUCCCAGCAAGUUCAAGAUCAUCGAUGUACGGGACAUUGUCACACCCGCUGAUCGGGUAUCAAAAGGCGACCGAAGGGAUUAUAUUUUCUGGUCAAAAAGUGCAUGUGUGGAACCUUGCCGCUUAGACCCAGAACUCAAAUUUAUAUACGCACAAACAAAUUUUCAUACAGUCAAAGAUACUUCCUAC